Messenger RNA from Anisakis simplex (herring worm), 927 nucleotides. The record is from the annotation of a GenBank genome assembly. Lineage: Eukaryota; Metazoa; Nematoda; Chromadorea; Rhabditida; Anisakidae.
AUGCGCGGUGGACGGAAUAAAUUCGGUUCGUACUAUAAACGUGAUCGAGCACAACGUAUGCAACGUAUCGCAUUACGCAGUAACGCACCUCAACCUUUCUAUCCACAACAUGUCACUGAUCACCAUGUUUCUAGCAGUACUCACGACCAAACACCGCCAGUGCAGUACUUCGAUAAUCAAAACAAUCAAAAGUUCAAAAAUGAUUACGAUGCUUUACUGCAGUCACCAACACUCUCGAGUAGUACGCAGCCGUCAACUAAUUUUGUGAUGCAUCGACCGGGUGCCUAUUUGCCAAACUGUGACAAUUUAGCUGCUCUUCUGGGUUCAUCAAUAGAUGAUCCAUUGCUGCGCACAUCAUCGUUCCCUCUGUAUUCAUGUGUCAAACCAGAACCCUUCGAAACCUAUCCAGAAACAGCAGCAACAACGACCUUUCCACAGCCGCCAUUACCUGAUUAUGCAUCGUUUUGUCCAACAUCUUCUUACGCACCUAUGUCCAAUAUGGCGCCUAUAUCGGCAUCAAGCUCUGGAUCUGACCGUUCUUCUUCACCUCUCUUGCCCAUUUGUCCUGUACCAACUGAAAAGACUAUCGAUAGUGUGUUCUACACUCAAAAGCAGUCAACAAUGCUUAGCACGUGUGCUGAGUCGCUCAUGGAACCAACACUUCUGCUACAGUUACUCAAUAAAGGCGAUAAAACGCGAGAUGCAUUCCAAUUCUGUAAAUCGGUCAUCGAAGAAAAUCUUAAUCAAAUCGUUAUUUGGGCAAAAAAUGCACCGUAUUUCGAUAAAUUGCAUGUAGAAGAUCAAAUAGUGUUAAUCUAUUCGGCAUGGGCACCGAUUCACGUUCUCGACUUCACUUAUCAUCUGCUACACAAUCAUCUUCCUUUAUCGAUUCAGUUCGGCAAUUCUGCGUUCGUUUUUUCAGAUUAA